Molecule: messenger RNA, 2622 nt
Organism: Stylophora pistillata
Lineage: Eukaryota; Metazoa; Cnidaria; Anthozoa; Scleractinia; Pocilloporidae
Source: RefSeq, a predicted model, not a curated record
ACCAACUCUGCAAAAUCUGACAAUACUACCUCUGCAAAAUCUGCAUCGACGCCGGCUAGAGCGCAUGCCGAAAUGUGGUCUAAAAAGACACCAGCCACUAAAGCUGUGGGUCCAACCCAGACCUCCUCCGAAGACUACACAGAGUCUGGUGAAGAGAUAGAGGAGGAUCAAACAGGGUCGGAUGGAAAGAAAAAAAGGAAGGCAGUUAGAAGUAUAAAAAAGUCAAGUAUAGGAAAGAAAGAGGAACAUCUGUUACGUGACGAUGGAGAAGGGGAUGAAAGUAUCGAGGAAGAGGAAGAUAAAGUUGACAAACUCCGAAAAGCAGCUGAUUCGAGAGACAAGAAGGAGAGGCAAGGAGGGAAAUCAAAAGGAGUUAACUCACUUGUGGGUGAAUGUAGGGAGGAAAAGGCUCCUUACGUGACAGUAAGAGAGGCAAACGUGGUCACACUUGCUAAUAAAGGAACUCAGACCAGCCAGUGUGAUCGUAAGCUGUACGAAGGCAUAAGUCAGCAGCAAUCUGUUUCACGACCACCUCCGCCGCAGGACGAGGCAGACCGCCUUUGUGAUGAAGUAUCUCGAUUUGUCGAAUACGGAUAUGAUCUUGCUCAGCAAGAAGCGAAGACCACGCGAACAUUGCCGGAGAAACACCUCGGCGAGAAAGACAUAGAAAUGCUGGAGUCUACUGAUGCUGAAAAUAUUCCGAUUGAUAAAGCUAAAGCUCUCAGGGCUUUUGCGUCAACCGAGCAAGGCAGACCAAGCAGGGUUGGGAACAAAAGGAGGCAACAACAAGAAGAAGAAGAACAACAACAACAACGUUCCUCAUUACAGUUGAAGCGAGGCGGAACCAUUUCGAGGGCGUCUAAACAUCAAAUAUCAGAAGACGAAAUUACUGGCAAGGAGACAGAAAUUAUCAGCGCUGAAGUGGAUAGCACACAUCCUGAAGUGGUGUAUUCUGAGAAAACAGUGCCGAGGGUAGAAGAGCAUGAUAGCGUGACAGGGGAGCGUGACACGGCAAUCACGAAAGAGGAAGACACGAUUGACAGGAAAGAACCAGGGAUUCCAGACCUGCGCUUUAACACUUUCUUCUCUAAUCAACAAGCUCCUGAAGAACCCGGUCACACUUUCGAGAAGAGUCAAUUGAGUACGCUGAAUAACUUUGUUCACUCGCUCCAGCCCCAUUCACAUGUGCCCAGCGCCGAGGGGUCAGAGUCGCUGCUUAGGGAGGACCAAGCGAAGGGACAGCCGACAGUGAUGGCACAACAUGCUAUUGAUACGCUUCAACGGGCAACCAAGGUGGUGAGCGAUGAGCCACAAUAUAGAAAACGACGGUUAACUGUUGAUCAUACGAAGAGAAAAGGUGAAGUACCGCUCGUCGGGAGACAAGUUCUUCUUAGGCUUGAAGAAGCAAAGAAAACCAGAGAGGGCGAGGCAGCCAUUAACCCUGAGGAAUCUUCCUUUUUCACACCAAUUAUUUCACAAGUGUCUAGCUGUCAGACCAGCGGACGAAUGCCGCUGUCCACGGUACAAGUUUCUCAGGGAGGAGGGAUGAUGAUAAUUGGAGCCACACCCAAUAAACCCAUCCCUUCGACAGGCUUUCAGACCAAGAUGAAGACGCGAGGAAAGGUAAAGGUCUGGUCAAGACAAGAUUCGUUACCCAAACAUAAGGCGGUCACGGACAAAGUUUUCCAUGUAGAUGCCAGAGUUGUAGAUUUGACGAACACAUUUGAUAACAUGGAAGAACCUCAGAGACAGAGAAAACAAAGUAGAGGAAUACCACAAACACUGCCACAAGAGUUUCCCUUUCUCACCCACUCUGUUGCCCUACCCUCCCUAGCAAAUGACUUUCCCCAGUCCACACGCUCUGUUGCACAACCUCCGUUACCCCAAGCAAUACAGAGACAAGGAGCAGUUGGUCAAUCUUCAAAGGUGGAUGUCACAGGGGAGUCGGCUAAAAAUGAAGAACAAAACGAGUCUACAAAACUACCAGUCAUGAACAACUCCAAUUGGCAGAGGAGACAGUUUAAAGCAAGGUUUCCAUCACAAACUCUGCGCAAAUCUUCAACAAAACAAGAAACAAAGCUACCGCUAUUGAAUAUCAAUCAUUUUCUAAACGUUGGACAGUGAUAAAGUCCAUCAAAAGCUUUGAACCAAACAAGUCAGUACUACCAGAGAAAGCCAAAGAAUUCAAAUGCAAAAGAUAAGAAUUAUUAUUGUUCUACCCACAGAACUACCCAGAAGGCACCUGAUUAACUCUUCAUUUGACCGAAAAAAUAGAGAUUUUCACCAAAUCAAAAUUAAAAGUCUUAUAGGAACAUUGCAUAAGCAGGGAUACACAAUUCACAGGACUUUUUGAAUUAUUGUUGCUUCAUUCCAUCAGAUAUUACUCUACCAAAUGGUAUAGCUAGUUUGAAAAUAAUCAUAAAUCUACCCUUGAAUUAAAUCAGGACUGGCUUCAAUUCAUUUGAGUACAUCUCUUCUAUCCUUACUACAUACUGUAUUCAAAUUGUACAUGAGAAACCCAGCAGUCACAUUCAGCCGUGUAACUUUCUCUACCCUGAUGUGAACAAAAUGUGAUGAAGCUUCAUCACCCAAAUGUGAAUAAACAAAGACUUUUCAAAGCUA